AUGGGUGGCCUUAUCCAUGCUUACUACGACUGUGUGUCGCCAUAUUCAUUCUUCGCAUUUACGCAUUUGCAAGAAGUGCGCGCUGUCCUCGCUAGUCAUGGAGUUAGCAUCGAGACACACCCCAUAUUCCUAGGAGGAAUCAUGAACGGCUCCGGAAACCAACCCCCCUGGCUGGUCCCCGCAAAGGCCAAACUGGGGCAACUCGAACUCGAGCGCGCAAUCAAAUACUGGAAAGUUGAGCCUUUUAAGAUACCGAAAAUCUUCCCUAUCUUGACUAUUCUCCCCCAACGAGCCCUAACAUACAUAAAACACACCUACCCCACCGCCCAAUUCGAGAAUACAGCCCACCUCUAUUGGCAGUGGUUCUUGUACAAACACCAAGACAUCUCCAAACCCGACAUACUCCGCGAAUUGCUGGCGUCACCUGAAGCGGGCUUCUCGCGUGAACAGGCAGAGGAGAUUCUGACAGCGGCAAUGACCGAUAAGAAAUGGAAGGAGGAAUUGACGGCUACGACGCAGGCGGCCUUGGACAAAGGGGCGUUCGGAGCGCCAUUUUUCUGGGUUGUGAAAACCGAUGGACACGGGAGGACAGUGGCGGAAGAGCCCUUUUUUGGGAGUGACCGGUUCCAUCAAAUGUGGGAGUAUCUGGGCUUGCCGUACGAAGAUCUCAAACUUCUACCGCGGGUUGAGGCUAAGCUGUGA
Molecule: messenger RNA, 702 nt
Organism: Talaromyces marneffei
Lineage: Eukaryota; Fungi; Ascomycota; Eurotiomycetes; Eurotiales; Trichocomaceae
Exons: 6
Coding region: 1-702 (233 amino acids)
Biological process (GO): glutathione metabolic process
Cellular component (GO): mitochondrion; peroxisome
Molecular function (GO): glutathione transferase activity; glutathione peroxidase activity
Source: RefSeq, a predicted model, not a curated record